This is a messenger RNA of Diaporthe citri, 1077 nucleotides long. RefSeq lists its product as uncharacterized. The transcript has 2 exons. Bases 1 to 1077 code for a protein of 358 amino acids. Gene Ontology annotation, molecular function: nucleotide binding. NCBI's taxonomy places the organism in Eukaryota, Fungi, Ascomycota, Sordariomycetes, Diaporthales, Diaporthaceae. The record is from RefSeq and is a predicted model, not a curated record.
AUGGCGCCCAUCCGUCUGGCCAUCAUCGGCCUAUCCUCCUCGGCUGUGACCUCGUGGGCCAGUAGCGCUCAUCUCCCCUACCUCCUCUCAGCACGCGGUCGUGCCAAGUACAACAUUGUUGCCCUGUGUAAUUCGAGCGUCGAAUCAGCCAAGAAGGCCAUCCGUACCUACGGCCUCGACGUUGAAAAGACUCGGGCGUACGGUGACCCCGCAGCGCUUGCCGCUGAUCCUGACAUCGACCUCGUGCUUUGCUGCACACGAGUGGACACACAUCACCAUCUCAUCAAACCGAGUGUCGAAGCUGGAAAGGCGGCUUUUGUCGAAUGGCCACUGACACAUGAUGUGGUCCGCUCGCGGGAGCUGGCUGAUCUAGCAGCGAAGAAAGGCAUUCAUACAAUGGUAGGGUUGCAGGGGCGGCUAGCACCAGUGGUGCUGAAGUUGAAGGAGCUCUUGCACGGCGGCAGCCUGGGCAAGAUGCUCAGUAGUGAGAGGUUGACAUCGAUGAAAGUGUUCGACUAUGUCCAAUCUGUCAUUGGGCAAGCGGCCGAUACCCAUCCCCAACUUCAACUCCAACGUCCCAAAAUGAAGCUCCGCGACCCAGCUACAAACAACAUUGUCAAGACGGUCACAUCUGAUGUUCCAGAUCUGAUAACAGUCACGGGUUCACUGAGUGGCUCGGCAGUGGCGCAAGAGGGGGCGAGCCUGCUGGUUCGCUUCCGCCGUGGACAGCAAUUCAAGGGAGAGCCGGCUCUGACGUGGCAUAUCAACUGCGAGAAGGGAGAGGUCCGGCUCACGGCGCCCAGCGGAACGUCCCUGCACGCAAACUCGUAUUCUGAUCCGGUGACUAUCGAGGUGCAUGACUUUCACACAGAUGAGGUCCGCAAUGUAUCUUGGGAAUGGCCCGAGUGGGAAGAAGAAUUGAACCUGCCGAUUGUGGGGCGCAGCGUUGCUAAGCUGUACGAAGCCUUUCACGCGGAGACUGUCGAGGGAGGCCCACGGACAUAUCCGAACUUUUUAGAUGCAAUCGAGCGUCACGAGCAAUUGGCCAAACUUCUGGAAAGUUGGAGAACGGCUUGA